AUGAUAACUAUGUCACUUGCUGCAACAUCUCAUAGUGCAGAGCAAACCUCUUCGGACGAUAGCAAUAUUUCUACAGAGAGUAGGUCUCGUAAAAGACGCAAAUUUGAACAAACUCCGCGUGUUAUGAAACAUUAUUACAAGCGUAAGGCGACGUUGUCAUUGUUAUCGUCUGACGUUGUACUGGAGACUGUAGGCAACUGCAACAUCUCAAGAGAGCGUGCCAUAAUAAGAGAUAUGUUAUGGGUUUUUUCUCUCUUGCAUUUCGACAAGGUACCAAUGUGGGUAGGGUACAAUUCGUCAGUAAUUGUUGAUUGUAGUGAAGUGCAGAACAUUGAUUACAUGCCUCCAAUAAAUUCGUCUCCUACGUCCUAUAAUGUCGUUUAUGAAACUUUGGCCAUGUCCAAAGAAGUGGCCGAUCAAUGCCAUCAAGAACAGAUCAUCGUGACUUAUGAUCUAGCAAUCGCGAAAAUGGCAAUGCAAAUUCAAAGUCUGGAAAGUCCAAAAUUUGAUGGUUUAUUUAUCAAUUUAGGAGGCUUUCAUAUGCAAUUAGCGUUUUUCAAAGCUGUUGGUAAAUUUAUUGAUGGUUGCGGAAUCGUAGAUAUUUUAACAGAAUCCGAGGUUUUAGCAGCAGGUUCUGUAAACGGAUUUAUCGAGUCUAAACACUUCAAUAGGUGUAAAAGAAUUCACCCUAUUUUUGCAGGUGCUCUUCAGAUGUCGCAUUUUGAUUUAUUUAUGUCAGAAAGUGCUUUUUCUCAAGAUAGUUUCAUUUCUGAUCUAAAAGUUGUUUUUGAUCUUCCAGUUCCAUCUCAUGAAUCGUUGAUAUUGUCUCCUGUUUUAGAAGAAGUUAUUAGGAAAUACAAAGAUUUCUGUUCACUAACUCUAACAGGAUAUCACGGAAAACGGCGCAAUUCUAUUUACAGUACGUCGAAUUGA
Messenger RNA from Psylliodes chrysocephalus, 933 nucleotides. The record is from the annotation of a GenBank genome assembly. Lineage: Eukaryota; Metazoa; Arthropoda; Insecta; Coleoptera; Chrysomelidae.